UUUUUGCAAACUGGUAAUUGCAAGAACCAUUUGCUUCACUUUUUGCUUCUUCAGUUCGGAUUGUUUCUUUCUGCGGUGUAACAAUAUGGGAGAAGGAGAGUCAAAGUGUAAGGAAUGUGGCAGGGAAGCUGUGCAGGUUUCUGAUACACCAGACUUUUCCGGUUGGUGUCAAAGCUGUGUGACGAAUAAGCUUGCCAAAGAUGAGCUGGAAAUUAACAAAAUGAGAGGUGUUAACGAACACGAAAAGGAAAAGCUCAAAGCAGAAUUAGAUAAGCAGAAACGAGAAGCGGAACUGGAGCUGAAAGAGCGUGAGGCCAAACUUGAGAGGGAAAAGGCUCAGCAAGACAUUGAAGCAAAAAAGUCGAAUCAGUUGGCACAACUUCAAGUUCAAAUGGAAAUGAACAAGGCAGAAUACGAAAAAGCAAAACAGCUAGACGAAAAGAAAGGCAAUGAAAUUAAACGUAAAUUGGAAGAAGAAAUGAAUACAUUGCAAAUCAGAGAAGAAAGGGUGCGAGUUCAAGCGGAGGAAAAAAUCAAGAAGGCUGAGUUACAGGAGAGGAAUGCAAUGGCUGAACUGAAAAUUGGGUUUGAAAAGCAAGAAAGAGAACAAUCACUCAAAUAUGAAAAAGAAAGUCAGGAUCUUGAUUUGCAACUAAAGAAACGUUCUGCUGCCUUUCAACAGCAUGCUGACAACGAACGGCUUGAAAUGGAGAAGGAAUUUGCCGGCAGAACAAAAGCUACGUUACAAUUGGCAACGUCAUCUGGGAGUACUGCAACCAUAAAGUUUGCAGAUGGUAUUGAUCCGGCCCUUGCCGCCUUGCUAGUCAACGUUGGCAAUCAGCCUGCAAUUCAGCAACCACAACAACCAGCUGUUGCAGCACCACCACCAGCACCACCGAUGGUUCCAAAAGAAACCGUACCCGGUCCAAUUGAAGAAACCGGUGAACGCAUGACAACCGAGCAAUAAUUGAAUAAUUGUCUAAUUGUUAGAAUUAGCCUUAACUUAUACCGGUAGAUCUAUAGCUUUUGAAAGAUGAUAAGUAACAUAAAAAUAAGUGGCUUACAUGCAUGGCUAUAUAAUUUCCAAUUCUUUUCACUGCAUGAAACAGCCAGCCAUUUAUAUAAUAUUCUACACAG
This is a messenger RNA of Halichondria panicea, 1137 nucleotides long. Its product is annotated as golgin subfamily A member 6-like protein 22. NCBI's taxonomy places the organism in Eukaryota, Metazoa, Porifera, Demospongiae, Suberitida, Halichondriidae. The record is from RefSeq and is a predicted model, not a curated record. The coding region runs from base 86 to 967 and encodes 293 amino acids. The transcript is spliced from 2 exons.